ACACAAAAAAACGAGAGUCAGUCAAUCGCCUUCCUUCUUAAACUCAAGAUCCGGUCGUCGUCACUUCUUGUGCCAUCUAAAAAUGGGUACUCGCACUUACCCAACAUCAUCACCACCAUUCCAGUUCCAAUCCCCAUUGUUGCCCCACCACCAGCACCAUCAUGACAGGAACGCCGACGAUGUCGCUGUCUCGCCCACGACCGCCGCCACCAAUCCUCCUCCUCGACCACCUUUUUCUGUUUCCGACGACACCCAACCGACGUCGGUCGAUCAGGACAAUAAGGAUGAUCCCGGCGGAAAGGGUCAAACCCUCGUGGGCGUCAUUCUCAUGCUGCUCAUCGUCGUCCCCACCGGUCUGUUUCUCGGAUUUCUGUUGUCAAGUUUUGAAGUGCUGAAGGCCUACUCCCCCAGAGCCGACGUCGUUUCGGCGUUCGUGUCGGUUAGCAAUAGUACCAACAACAGCAGCAAUGGGCCUACCGCCACCGCGGGCCGACUAUUAACAGCCAACUGGGCCAUUGUUAUCCAUCUCGACAACGACGUGAGUUGUUGUCAGUCGGUGCAUCUCUACCGAGUUGAUGCCUCGGUUUUUCAUGGCGACGACGACGCGGCUCAACGCCCGCUCGCAUCGACCCAGCGAUUUACCGGGUUUAACGGCCCCGAUAAAAGACGGCAGGACCACGUCACGUUUUCGGUCCAGUUGGGGGCGAAAGAAGCAGAUGUCGGCGAGAGAGUGGUGUCCGCCAUUUCCAGGGAUUAUUGGACGGAAUCGGCGGGACAGAGCCGGUUGCGGUUCAAAGCGGUGAUUACGGUUUGGGUGCGGCUCAAACCGAACAGAUUCCGUAGCCGAUUCUACUUAGCGCGGAUUAGUUGUGACCCGCUCUGGAUCGGAUCCUCCGGUAUCGUUGUGGGCACGAUCUCCAAGGAUAACCGGGAAUGCCACGUUCACGUGAUUCGAGAAAGCAAGCCAGUGUGGUUAGACAACGGUUGGGUAGUUGGCAGCUUGAUCUGUGCAACCAUCAUUGUUUCUGUAAGUCUAUGUAUCGUGGGCGCUAAGGUUGGGGUAUUCUAGCGGUUGUGUCAGAUGGUGACGUAUGAACAUAUUUGAUCAAAAGUAGUAUUAAAAUGGAUGAACUCUUAAAAAUUAAUUACUUUUAUUACACACAAAAAAUUUCUUCAUACCAAGCUGUCAAUUGACAAGUGUACGUAGUUAUGAGUAUUAAUCCAAAACUUUGGUAUAUCUCUUUAUCUUGCCUCCGCCUCCAACUUCAUCCUCCAAUGUUUAGUCUGGAUUGAGUUACUUGAAUAUGAAAAUUGAGAAAUCUAGUAUUUGGAACAGGCUAAAUUUAUACUAUGUUAAGUUUUUCCCGUGUGACAGUCAGCUAUAAAGUCUGACCGUUAAA
Messenger RNA from Linum trigynum, 1400 nucleotides. The record is from the annotation of a GenBank genome assembly. NCBI's taxonomy places the organism in Eukaryota, Viridiplantae, Streptophyta, Magnoliopsida, Malpighiales, Linaceae.